UCCGGGUCUUACUGAGCCCCAGGCGUAGAGCCGGAAGCCUCGCAUUCUGCUUCCGGUCUUGGGCUGGCGUCUCCGGCGCGGAGGUUUCUGGGAGCCUGGAGUUGCAAUGGUUCGUGGGUGAACAUCGGAGGGUGCUGCGUCGGUCCCCGCCAAGAGAAUAAAAGAUGACAACAGCAGCCAGACCGACUUUUGAACCUGCCAGAGGUGGAAGAGGAAAAGGAGAAGGGGAUUUGAGCCAGCUCUCAAAGCAAUAUUCAAGCAGAGACCUUCCCUCCCAUACAAAGAUAAAAUACAGACAAACUACACAAGAUGCUCCUGAAGAGGUUCGCAACCGUGACUUUAGGAGAGAAUUGGAGGAGAGAGAGAGAGCUGCUGCUAGGGAAAAAAAUAGGGACCGUCCGACCCGAGAACAUACAACUUCCUCUUCCGUGUCCAAGAAGCCCCGCUUAGACCAGAUCCCCGCUGCCAACCUUGAUGCCGAUGACCCUCUCACGGAUGAGGACGAUGAGGAUUUUGAAGAGGAGAGCGAUGAUGAUGACACUGCGGCUCUUCUGGCAGAGCUGGAGAAAAUCAAGAAGGAAAGAGCUGAGGAGCAGGCCAGGAAGGAACAAGAACAAAAAGCAGAAGAAGAGAGAAUUCGCAUGGAAAAUAUUCUGAGUGGAAACCCUCUCCUUAAUCUCACUGGCCCGUCCCAGCCUCAGGCCAACUUCAAGGUUAAAAGAAGGUGGGAUGAUGACGUCGUUUUUAAGAACUGUGCAAAAGGAAUAGAUGAUCAGAAGAAAGACAAAAGAUUUGUAAACGACACACUGCGAUCUGAGUUUCACAAGAAGUUCAUGGAGAAAUAUAUUAAGUAGUACAGUUUUAUGUGCUUAAUUAAAGUCUGAAAUGUUAAGGA
Alexandromys fortis (reed vole) is the source of this 895-nucleotide messenger RNA. It is a transcript of the gene Cwc15, whose product is annotated as CWC15 spliceosome associated protein homolog. Gene Ontology annotation, cellular component: catalytic step 2 spliceosome. The transcript has 7 exons. Gene Ontology annotation, biological process: mRNA cis splicing, via spliceosome. Gene Ontology annotation, molecular function: RNA binding. Lineage: Eukaryota; Metazoa; Chordata; Mammalia; Rodentia; Cricetidae. The record is from RefSeq and is a predicted model, not a curated record. The coding region runs from base 165 to 854 and encodes 229 amino acids.